Messenger RNA from Podarcis lilfordi (Lilford's wall lizard), 39952 nucleotides. Lineage: Eukaryota; Metazoa; Chordata; Lepidosauria; Squamata; Lacertidae. The record is from the annotation of a GenBank genome assembly.
GUAAAACUUGUUUGAACACCAGGAAGGCAGGAGGAGAACCGCUUGCAGGCUCGACAGUGCAAGCGGAAAGUCAGCAGAAGAAGCCGUUCCGGCAGCUCAGCGCACGAGGGGUCUGCGCGCCCGCGCGCACCUUGGAGCCGGAGGGGGUCCUCUCUGUCCAAUAGCCCGAGAGCAUCGGGGGAAAGCCUCCCCGUCAAUCCAGGUGAGUGAUAGGCAGCUAGCUGUUAGAGUUAGCAAGGAGCCAGGGUGGUGCGGAGAGGAAGCCAGGCGCUGGGUGACAUAGGCAAGGGAACGAUCCAGGAUGGGGGCGGAGCAAGGGAGGGACACUCAGGGAACCAGGAAGGACAUUAGGACAACCUGGGAGAGACACCCAUCAUCAUCUUCGUCACCAUCAUUUUUCCCUAUCUGGAAUCACAAGGGACAGCAUCUGCUUGGACUGCGGGCGCCCUCAAACUUGGGAUCUUGUUUUUCACUUAUCUGUGGUCUCUUUUCCUGGGAUUGACUGAAGACCCAGGCGCCGGGGUCACCCCCUGCCCUCCACCCCAAGAAACUGAAGGUUUUGCUUUGGGACAGAUCCCCCCUCCCUACACCCCCGGAGUGACAAAGCCCAGAGGAAAGUGAGUGUCAAGAAGUGUUGACCUUGGAUUAGUGGGGAAGGUUGUGUGGCUUUUUUUUCCCCUGGGGAGGAAUAGGGAGCAAUGUGCUUGUUAUUGUCGUUUUUCUGGCUUUGUUUUCUCUCCAAAUGGAGGCAUUUUGCCUGCUCCCCUGUAGUCAAGUUUAAAUUUGGGGAGAGGGGCAGGAAAGGGCAAGCAAUAGGGGGCUAGUCCCCCCCUCCAAUGUUUGGAAUCUUAUCAAAUAAAGGCUAAAAUGACUUUCAGGACAGACUGAAAGAAUCUGAAAUGGUGGGAAGCUGGUGGAAGCCAACUUUUUUCUUUCUUUUUGAACUGUGAUAAAACUUUCCAUUGGUGCACGGAUUGUUUGUGAGAUUUGCAAACACCAUGGGGGGGGAAUUCCAUAUAGGAAUUGGGGUGUGUGUGUGCAGAGGUUAAGCGUGUCAGUUCUAUGGUACGCAAGAAGGGUCUCAAAAUAUGGGUUGUGGAAAGGGAUUGUUUUUAGAAGCGAGUGGGAGUGCUUUUCCUGGAAACGUUAGGACCUGGUGUGUGUUUGUAUCACUUGGGUGGUGCAGAUAGGGGUUAAUUUUGGAGGGGUUGAAGAUCAAGAGCGUGCCAGGUACAGGGAAAAGGUCACCGGUGUUGCGCCAUAAGGAAGUGGGGUUGGACGUGAACCAGAAUAGGAUCUUUCCUGCUUGUCUGGUGCAGUGUACACACUAUACCAUGGGUAGGCAAACUAAGGCUGGAUCCGGCCCAAUCACCUUCUAAAUCUGGCCUGCAGACGGUCUGGGAAUCAGCGUGUUUUUACAUGAGUAGAAUGUGUGCUUUUAUUUAAAAUGCAUCUCUGGGUUAUUUGUGGGGCAUAGGAAUUCGUUCAUUUCCCUCCCCCAAAAUAUAGUCCAGCCCCCCACAAGGUCUGAGGGACAGUGGACUGUCCCCCUGCUGAAAAAGUUUGCUGACCCCUGCACUACUUGCACCACUUCCUGCACUUGGCAGAGAGUCCUGGGAGCUGUAGUGUACUCUCUGCAGUGCUAUAAUUCCCAGCACCCACAACAAGCUACAGUUUCAAGGAUUCUUUAAUGGGGUGGGGGGAUGUACUUUAAAUACACAGCAAAAAUCAGGUCAGUGCAGCCAAACCCUUAUGUUGUACUCCACUGUUAGUUUAUGGCAGGCGUGGGCAGCCCAUGCCCAAAUGUUAUAUGGCCCUCGGUCUGAUUUUGGAAGCUUCUUUGCAAGUGGUCAGCUCAGACCUCUGACAAGUGCAAUCUGGCCUUCCCCUGGACAUUCACUGGAUGCGGAGGGGUGAGAGAGAAGGGGUGGCAAAAGGGGUACCCCUGCCUCCACUGGCUUUGGCCCUGUCCACAGUUGACAUGCAGCCCCCUACAAGGGGAAUGCACAGCCUCCAACAUUUCUCCGAUGAAAAUAGGGACGUCCUAUUCAACAACAACAACUAUUAUUUUAUACCCUGCUCAUCUGACUGGGUUGCCCUAGCCACUCUGGGCGGCUUCCAACAUAUAUAAAAACAUAAUAAAAUAUUAAACAUCGGAAAACCUCCCUAUAGCAGGGCUGCCUUCAGCUGUCUUCUAAAGGUUGUAUAGUUAGUUAUCUCCUGGACUUGGGAGGGUCUCAUAACUCCAUACCCUCCAGCUUUUCUCUGAUGAAAACAGGGAUAUUCUAAGGAAAAGAGGGACAUUCCAGAAUCAAACAGAAACCAGGAUGGCUUCUGUAAAUCCGGGACUGUUCCUGGAAAAUAGGGAUGCUUGGAGGGUCUAGGAAUGCGGCCAUCGGCUCUGACCCACCUCUGCUGUCAAAGGCAACAUGGCACUGAAUGCCAGUUGCUGGAAAUGGCAAGUGGGAGAAAGCAAUGUCCCAUUUUCCCCAGGAGUGGGGGGCCUUGCAAUGACGAAAGCACACGGUACACAGUUAAACAUGGAAAUCGCUCUGAUGGCUUUGAAAGAAGACUAGACGGAUUCAUGGAGGAGAAGGCUUAUCAGUGGCUACUAGCCACGAUGACAGUGCAAUGCCUCCACAACCGAAGGCAGUCGUGCUUCUGAAUGCUAGCUGCUGGAAACCACAAGAGGGGAGAGAUGCUGUUGUGCUCAAGUCCUGCUUGAGGGUUUGCUACAGGCAUCUGAGUGGCCACUGUGAGCACAGGAAGCUAGAUAGAGGAGCCAUUGGCCACCCAAGCCAGGGCUAUUAUGUUCUUAAUCAGCUAGGAUCUCCCUAGUGGGACCUACAAAAGAACAUAAGAUGAGUUUGCAGGAUCAAGUCAAUGGCCCAUUUAGUCCAGCAGCCUAUUCUCACAGUGACCAGCUAGAUGCCAAUGGGAAGACCACAGACAGGUCCCUUUUAGUUCCACAAUUCCAUGCAUUGCAGGCAAGUUUCUCUCUUACACAGAAGGAAAUCCUUUCUGACGCUUGAUGUGCCGUGACACACAGAUAGAUGGAUGCACCGCUGGUAAACAGGGAAGUGUUUAAAAAAGGAAAAUCCGGACGGCUGUGUUAGUUGAUAUGCAAAUGCAUGCAGAUUUAAUGAGUGAGGACCCCAUUCAACAAGACGCAUGAUUAAUUGACCAAGCUGUCUUCUGUCAAGCAACAGCCAAAGCAAAAGCAAGCACACGUAACACUCGUUCUCUGCGGGUUUGGCAGAAUAAACUGGGAGGUUGGAUGGUGGGUUUUCCUUCUUCCAAGGGCUAAGGGAGUCCAAGGGGUGCCGUUUAAGACUCCAGGAGAAGGCAAGGAGAACCCUUUUGGGAUAUGUUUAUUUAUUUAGAGCAUUAUUAUUAUUAUUAUUUUAUUUUAAACCUGCUUUUCAGUUUUAAAAGCCUUCCAAAAUGGGUUUCAUGUGACUGCUUAAAAUACCAUGGUGCCUGCUCACAAGCUUGCCAUCUGAAAGAUAAGUGACGAAAGGAAAAUGGGUUGGAGAGGGAAGGGGGCGAAGCAGUUUUUAUUGCAGUUAUGACAAAGAGUGUGUGUUUGUGUGUGUUUUAAGAGUAUUUGUUAGGAUUUCUUUCUUUUUUUACUUGAACCCUUCUAGAUUUUGAGAUAUUCACCUACAGUAGUGUUUCCCAAACUCGGGUCUCCAGCUGUUUUUGGACUAUAACUCCCACCAUCCCUAGUUAGCAAGACCAGUGGUCAUGGAUGAUGGGAAUUGUAGUCCAAAAACAGCUGGAGACCCGAGUUUGGGAAAUGCUGACCUAGAGGGUCUGGCUCUGUUGUUGUUGUUGUUGUUGUUUAUAGUCAUUUAGUCGUGUCCGACUCUUCGUGACCCCAUGGACCAGAGCACGCCAGGCACUCCUGUCUUCCACUGCCUCCCACAGUUUGGUCAAACUCAUUCUGGUACCUUCAAGAACACUGUCCAACCAUCUCGUCCUCUGUCGUCCCCUUCUCCUUGUGCCCUCAAUCUUUCCCAACUUCAGGGUCUUUUCCAGGGAGUCUUCUUUUCUCAUGAGGUGGCCAAAGUAUUGGAGCCUCAGCUUCAGGAUCUGUCCUUUCAGUGAGCACUCAGGGCUGAUUUAAGAAUGGAUAGGUUUGAUCUUCUUGCAGUCCAUGGGAUUCUCAAGAGUCUCCUCCAGCACCAUAAUUCAAAAGCCUGGCUCUAGGCUUCUUCUUUGUCAGAUAUGAGGCAGAAACCUAGCAGGAUAAGGGCCCUGUUUGCUAUGAACUCCUUUUCUCUCCUUAAAUAGUCUGCAAGGCAAUUUCCUUGUGGACUAUGAACAAACAAAUAUUUAAAAAUUAUUAUUAUUCCUCUGGGUUUUGAGAGCUUAGCACAAGCUCUUUCGCACCAGAACACUUAGAAUUGCCAGAUUUCCCAUUUAGCCCUGCUCCGGUGCCUUCUUCAGCAGUGUACAGCACAAUCCUGACAAUAUUCCUUAUUUAUUGAUGUGUAAUUUUUGCUGUCCUGACAGACGCCUCAUUACUUUUAUUUUCUCUGCACUGUCCGUACGCAAGUCAUUUACUGCUUCAGACAGCCUAGAGGCAGUAAGGCUGCAAUUGUUUGUAAGCUCAGAAGUAAGACCAACUGAAUUACUCCCAGGGAACUGGGGUUAGGAUUGCAGCCUUAAUUUGCAGGCAUUAGCAGGCGAUAAUGCUAAAUCUUCAUCCUGUGAAAGCCUUGCCUUCUUUCUGCAAUUCAACCUGCCACUCAAGCCUCAGGAGCAAGAUAAUCUGUUUUUCCCCCUCCUGUUUAGUUGCCAACCCACCUUAUCUGAGGCUGCGCACAAUGCUGCACAUUUAAAGCACAUUCCCCCUCCGCCAAGAAGCCUGGGAACUGUAGCUCCAGCUCAAAGAUCUAUAAUUCCCAGCACCCUUGACAAACUUCAUUUCACAGGUUACUUUGAUGGAAAAAUGUGCCUUAAAUGCAAUUUGAACGUAUGGCGUGCACAUAGUCUGCAUUGCCAACUGUUCUUUGUUUUCAUUUUGGUGUCUGUGCUUUUGUAAAAGGGUUUACAGUAUGUAUGAUGUUGCUACCUUUCUAAGCUGCCUUGAGGGCCCUUUGUUCGGAAAAGCGAGGUGAAGAAAAGGAUAAAUCAAUAUCCCAUAAGAAUAAUUAUACUCAAGCCAUCAGCACAGAUUAAACAUUCACCUACAAACACCACCUCCCCUUGUUUCUUAAGCAGAGGGAUUUAUACCUUUGCCACGCAUGCAAACAGCAUGGGGCCAGUUUUAAUCCUUCAUAACAAAACGCUCUGUCAGCAUGUAGAUCGAAUCAGAGUUGGCCAAAGAUGCUUCCGAGCCAUAGUCACAUGCAAAGGAUGCUGUUGCAGCUUUAGAGUUGUGGUAUCUUGCCACUGAGGAAAGAGAGGGAGGAGAAAGAUGAGCUAAGAAGGAGCAUGUGGAGGAACACAUGUGAAAAACUGUACAAGUGUGUCUAGUUCAGCUGACAUACAAGUUCCUAUUCAGCUCAGGACGAGGUUGCUUGAAAGACUGCCUUAUACACCCUGCAAAUUGGAAAUUGCAAGGCCGCUCCACAGUGACUCAGAGCAGGGCUUUUACUGUGGCCGCCCCUGUUCUGUGGUACAGUGGGGCCUUGGUUUUAAAACGUCUUGGCUGUCAAACAUUUUAGAAGCCAAACGUCAAAAUCCCGGAAUUGAAUGCUUCCUUUUUCGAACAUGCUUUGGAAGUUGAACGGCUUCCAAGGCGCGUUUCUCAAUUUUUUUCAAUUGAAUUUGCCAACAGUCCUUUGAUCCUUGGUUUUCAAACGUUUCGGAAGUCGAAAGUUCUUCCGGAAUGGAUUAUGUUCAAAAACCAAUGUUCCACUUUACAGCGUUCCUGCUGAGAUAACAACAGGUGGCUGCUAUCUGCAUUUUCCAGAAACUAUUAAAAACAGUUUUGCUAAGACAGGCUUUCUCAACUGGAUAAAUGGGUCCUUACCAUGAUUGCCCAAUUGUUAGGGCUGUAGUCUUGUUUUAAAUGUAUUUAAUAGAAUCGUAGAAUUGAAGGGAUCCCGAGGGUCAUCCAGCCCAACCCCUUACAACGCACGAAUCUCAACUAAACCAGUGUUUCUAACUGCUUUUAAUUGUCUCGUAUGUAAAUCAUAUUGAGAUGGUGGUUUAGAAAACUUUAAAUAAAUUAUUAUUAUUAUUAUUAAUAGCAAUAACUAUUUAUGUAUCCAGGUGCACAGAUUGUAAUGUGGGAACACCCUGCGAGGGCUUCUGGCACCCAGGGAUUGUAUCCAAUUAAGCAGAGCUGCUAAAAAAUUACUGGAGCUAAAUUGGCCAUGCCCAUUGAUUCCAAUGGGUCUUCUCCGAGUAUGACUAAUGUUGGACGCAACUCCAGGCUUCUGCCCCAUUUUCAUGUAGUUUCUGCCGAGUCCAGUCUCCUUCCUCUCUGUUUGAUUCCACUUCUUCCUUCUGGAAAAACAGGACUUAAUAAGGCGGGCCCCACCUAAUUGUGGGUGAGGCACUGAGCGAGAUUGCUGACAGAAGAACUUACAUAAAACAAUUUACCUUUCUUACCAUAUAAAAGAAGCCGUGGAGGAGGCAUGUUUGGGAAGGGUUAGCAACUUGCUACAUAUGUAUGGACUAGUCUGCUAAGACUGUGCCCUCUGCCAGCCCUCACCCACCUGGCUCUGCCUGUCUGCCUCCUCCGCCUUAAUCUCAGUUUUGCCCAGCUAAAAUCCCCAUGCUAUUUUUCUAGAAAAAGAGGUGCCAGAGCUCACCAUGAACUUUCCCCUUGUUCUCCUAGAAUGGCAGUACAGUGGUACCUCUGGUUGCGGAUGGGAUCCGUUCUGGACCUCCGUUCGGAUCCCAAGGUUUCCGCAACCGGAGGGAUCGCUUCUGCGCAUGCGCGGGUGGCGAAACCCGGAAAAGUACUUCUGGGUUUGCCGCAUACGUAUCCCGAAGGAUAUGUAACCGAAGGUGACCGUAAGUAGAGGUACCACUGUAAUGCCCACAGAAAGAAAUUGAUGUGGACCGAUUUUUGAAAACAAAUGGAUUACAAAAAAUCUCUCAAGAAAAUAAAUUAAUGCUGAACUAUAAAAUAACUGAACAGGAGGUAGAAGGCGCCAUUCAGAAUAUGCAAUUAGGUAAAUCUCCAGGACCAGUAGGUCUUUAUAUCUUAUCCAGACAUUAAACAAUGCUUUCCUGACAAUAUGAUUUUUAAAUGCUUUAUGUGCUUUGACCUUAUCAUACCACAAAUAUGCAUGCCAUCCAAAUACAUUAUUAAAACCUUCUAAGUCCAAAAUGUCUGUGUUUUCAAGAAGCAGCCAUUCUUUCAGCCAGCAAAAAGCUGCUGAUUCAUAAUAAAGUUUAAGGUCUGGCAGGGCAAAUCCACCUCUUUCCUUUGCAUCCGUUAGUAUUUUAAAUUUUAUUCUAGGCUUCUUGCCCUGCCAGACAAAUCUAGAGAUAUCUCUCUGCCACCUCUUGAAGCAAUCCAUUUUGUCCAAAAUUUGCAAUGUUUGAAAGAGAAAUAACAUUCUAGGCAAUACAUUCAUUUUUAUCGCAGCAAUACGGCCUAGCAGUGAAAGCUUCAAAUUUGACCAAAUUUCUAAGUCUUUUUUCACUUCAGCCCAGCAUUUUUCAUAAUUGUCUUUAAAUAGAUUCCCAUUUUUGCUGUCAUGUUAAUCCCCAGGUAUUUCACUUUCUUAACCACUGUUAAACCUGUCUCAUUCUGAAACCUCUCUUUCUCAAUCACAGUUAAGUUUUCUCUAAGACCUUUGUUUUUAACUUAUUCAAUUUAAAUCCUGCAACCUGACCAAAUUCUUGAAUCAGUUCCAAAACCCUUUUAGUACUAGAUUCUGGCUCCUGCAAUGUCAAUGCUAAGUCAUCUGCAAAUGCUCUCAAUUUGUACUGUUUAGCUCCAACUUGUAUACCUUUAACCAAUUGGUCCCUUCUAAUCAUAUUCAGCAGGACCUCCAGGACCGAUAUAAAUAGCAAUGGGGAGAUUGGGCAACCUUGUCGUGUCCCUUUUUCUGUCUUAAAUUCCUCCGUCAUCACGUUAUUUACAAUUAAUUUAGCCUUUUGUUCUGAAUAAAUUGCACUUAUACCGUUUUCAAAGCCUUGGCCUACCCCCAUCCCCUGUAGGUUCUUCUUCAUGAAACUCCAAGAAAUAUUGUCAAAGGCUUUCUCCGCGUCCACAAAUAUCAAAACUGCCUUGGUAUUUAUAUUCACUUGUAGUUUUUCUAAAAUAUUGAUUAUGUUUCUCACAUUGUCAGACAAAUGUCUACCCGGGAGAAAGCCUGCUUGAUCUUUAUGUAUCUCUUCCAUUAGGACUUUUUUUAGUCUUUUAGCCAAAAUGUCUGCAAAGAUUUUGUAAUCCACAUUGAGCAGUGAUAUGGGGCGGUAGUUCUUAAGCUGGGUCUUUUCAGUCUCUAUUUUCGGUACAAGUGUAAUAUAUGCUUCUUUCCACGACUCUGGUGCCCUUUCCCCACCCAUUAUUUUGUUACAGACUUCCUUUAAAGGUUGUACUAGCCAUUCCUUCAAGGAUCUGUAGUAUCUAGAAGUCAGUCCAUCCGGUCCUGGAGAUUUACCUAGUUGCAUAUUCUGAAUGGCACCUUCUACCUCCUGUUCAGUUAUUUUAUAGUUCAGCAUUAAUUUAUUUUCUUGAGAGAUUUUUUUGUAAUCCAUUUGUUUUCAAAAAUCGGUCUACAUCAAUUUCUUUCUGUGGCCCUUGUGUAUAUAGUUGUUUAAAAUACCUCUGGAAACAAUUUCUAAUCUCAGCUGGGUUCUGUAUAUUCCUUCCUUCCACUUCUAAAUUUGUGACAGUAUUUAGUUUUUGUCUUUUUUCAUUUGCCAAGCCAACAAUUUCCCACAUUUAUUAGCCGACUCAAAUGUCUUUUGUCUCAUUUGUUUAAUUUUCCAUUCUAUCUCCUGAUUCAUCAUUUUCAUGUAUUGUACUUGAUAUAACUUUAUUUCUCUCAAAAUCUCUUGCGACUUUGGUUUUGCUCUCAAUUUCUUUUCACUUUCCUUUAUUUUCUCCAAUAUUUUAUCCUUCUUCUCAUUUUGGAUUCUCUUCUUUAAUGCAUUCUGUUGUAUCAAGAACCCUCUCAUAACAGCUUUGCUUGCGUCCCAGAUUACUCUUUUUUCAACAUUGGUGUUCAUAUUUAUCUCAAAAUAGUCUCUCAAGGUUUUUUGGGCCUUCUUAAUGACUUCUUCAUCUCUAAAUAAGGCAUCAUUCAUCCUCCAUCUGAAGGAGCCGGUUGGUGUUAGCUUCAUCUCCAUCUUAACAGCAUUAUGGUCGGAGCAGGUUUUUGGGCAGAUUUCCACUUUUCUUGUCUUUGGUGCCAUUCCUCUAGUUAGCCAUAUUUGGUCAAUUCUUUUCCAUGUCAGUUUGGCUUCAGAAAAGAAGGUUCCCUCUCUGGCCAGGGGAUUCUUUGUUCUCCAGAUAUCAACUAAGUCCAAGUUGUCUGUCAUCUCAAAAAAGGUUUUCGGUAGUCUACCAUCCAUAUUGUAUUUUCAUGCUGUGAACCACCGUGUGAUUUUCAGAUGAAUACAAAUAAUAAUAAUAAUAAUAAUAAUAAUAAUAAUAAUACAGACAGCACAAUCAUUAACUCUGCAGCAGGUUUUUGGGGUGAGGGGGUGGGGUGGAACGGCUACAGGCCUGGCCCAAGAUUAUUCCCAAUUUCCCAAACUCCAGCUCAAAUCCCGCUUUCAGGCCCUCUCUGACCAAAUGCAAGCAGAAAGACGUGUCAUUACAAAGGCUGGGAAGAGAGAGACCUGUAGCUGUUAAGGACCAUGGAACUCGUUUGCUGUGUGAUCACAGUAUAUGCAGUUGGCCUUGCAACAAACUUCCUGAAAAAUAGGAGAAGUUCCCCUCAGGUAGCGUAGCAAGGGAACCUCAUCCAUUAGGACAAAAGGAGCUCUUCCUCAUCCAUCUCAUUCUGCCUCAUCCACCUGCCUUCUUAUUUACAACCAGUCCAAAGAGUGGCUUUGGCUGUCAGCUUCUUCCUCCUUAACCUCACUGCUGCUUUUGCAGAACUCAGCAGGCAGGAGAGUUGGCUCUGCUUAUUAUUGGCCCUGUCUCCAUCUGCUGUUGACCUCCCUACCUUCCCCACUGCCUGUCCCCACGGGGACUGAACCCAGGAUUUUCUGCAUGCAAAGGAUGCCCUUCCACAGUGCCCUUCUUCAUUUGUGAGCUGGAGCGAUGAGAAACGAAGUGUCUCUGAAGGCACACUCUGGCUGUCAGCAAGCCCUUGUGCUGCCUCAGCAGACCUCCUGGCUGUGUUCAGUUCCUUUUCAUUGGCAUCUUACCCGCUUCUGUGGAAAAACCUGACCUUGCUGUUAUUUUGGUCCGAUGUGAAAGCGUCUCUUAGCGAAGAGGGAAACAAGCCGGGAGGGAGAACUAGGAGAGAUAAGUGGGCUGCUGAAGUGGUGGGUCUCUGCCUCCGCAUUCCCACUUGAGGUAGUGACAGCCCCAGCUUGGAAGGCUUUCAAAGGGCACCAGACAAGUUCAUGGAGGAGAAAGCUAUUGGAUGACUACCAGCUGCAAUGGAAAUGCUCUCCACCUCCACUGAAUGUGGCACUGGGCAUUUGAAGGAGGAUGCAGCUGUGCUGGGGGGCUUCUUGUGGGCAUCUGGUUGGCUGUUGUGAGAACAGGAUUCUGGACUAGAUGGGCCUGUGGCCUGAUCCAGCAGCCAGACUCUUCUUAAGUCGGGCACCCCCAAAACUCGGCCCUCCAGAUGUUUUGGGACUACAACUCCCAUCAUCCCUAGCUAGCAGGACCAGUGGUCAGGGAUGAUGGGAAUUGUAGUCCCAAAACAUCUGGGGGGCUUAAAUUCUCUCACCAGACAUUUAAAGCAAACUUGAUGUUGCUAUUAGGUCAUCAGUUGCAUACCCACCAACAUUUCUCCGAUGAAAAUAUGGACUUCCUAUUCAAUCAUCAUCAUCACCAGCACCGCUAUUUUCUGAGGGGACGCAUACCCCUAAGCAUUUUGUGAAUCUAAGUUUGGCCUCAAUGAGGGACGGUAUUUGAAUAUGAGUAGGAAAAUGAGAGUACCCCUAAACAUUUUUAAAGAAAAAAAGGACUAAUAAUAAUAAUAAUACCCCGCCCAUCUGACUGGGUUGCCCUAGCCACUCUGGGUGUCUUCCAACAUAUAUAAAACCAUAAUAAAACAUUAAACAUUUAAAAAACUUCCCUAAAUAGGGCUACCUUCAGGUGUCUUCUAAAGGUUGUAUCAUUACUUAUCUCCUUAGCUUACGGGUCUCAUAUCACUCCAUACCCUCUGAUGAAAAUAGGGACAUCCUAAGUGAAAGUGGGACAUUCCGGGAUCAAAUCAGAAACCAGGAUGGCUUUUAUAAAUCCAGGACUGUCCCUGGAAAAUAGGGACACUUGGAGGGUCUACAGUUAUCUAAGAGGUUCAUACCUUCCCCCCUCCCCCGACCCCACAUAUCUUGCAGAGGAAACAUCUUUAUUAUUCUCACACCAAUGAAGACUUAGCCAACCAGAGUUCCUCCUCUGCUAUUACACAGGAAGCUGCUUCAGACUAGGCCAGACUGUCUGGCCCAGUGCUGACUACUCUGACUGGCAGCAGCAGCUCCCGAAAGGUGUGAGGCUGUGACACUUUCCCAGCCACUCUUUUCAAUGAAAGCGGCUGCUCAUGUGUCACCAAAAAAUCGGAAAGGCGUCACCAAAGAAGAUGCCGAAAGAGGAUGCAGAUUUGCAUGGAAUGUGUGCGUGCUGAUGUUUAUGUAUGGAUGCAAAUCUAGAAAUAUUUAAUAAACUCGAAUGAACAGAAACAAUUUCAUUUUCUGCCUCAGGCAAUGAAAUAUCUUAAGCCAGUCCUGUCGCCGAUGUGGUGUGUAAUGUCCUGCCCUGCGUACGUGAGCACAAUAUACCUGUCAGGGAUAGGGUGUCCCAUGUCUGGGGUGCAAAUGUGGCCCUGCAGGACUCUCUCUAUGGCCUCCACAGCUCAAUCUAGGCCACACCUCCUUUCCUCAAACCACGUCCCUCAGUGACCCUGCUUCCAGAAAGUGGUGUUGGGGGAUGAGUGUUCAGACCCAUGGGCUCUCACUUGUGGGGUGCCUCAGGGUUCCGUCCUCUCCCCCAUGUUUUUUAAUAUCUAUAUGAAGCCACUGGGAGAGAUCAUCAGGGGGUUUGGGCUGGGUGUUCAUCAGUACGCAGAUGACACCCAUCUCUACCUCUCUUUUAAAUCAGAACCAGUGAAGGUGGUGAAGGUCCUGUGUGCGUGCCUGGAGGUGGUUGGAGGAUGGAUGGUGGCUAACAGAUUGAGGCUGAAUCCUAACAAGACAGAAGUACUGUUCUUGGGGGACAGGGGGCGGGUGGGAGUGGAGAGCUCCCUGGUCCUGAAUGGGGUAACUGUGCCCCUGAAGGACCGCAGCCUGGCAGUCAUUUUGGACUCACAGCUGUCAAUGGAGGUGCAGGUUAAUUCUGUAUCCAGGGCGGCUGUCUACCGGCUCCAUCUGGUACGCAGACUGAGACCCUACCUGCCCAUGGACUGUCUCGCCAGAGUGGUGCAUGCUCUAGUUAGCUCCCGCUUGGACUACUGCAAUGCGCUCUAUGUGGGGCUACCUUUGAAGGUGACCCGGAAACUGCAAUUAAUCCAGAAUGCGGCAGCUAGACUGGUGACUGCGAGUGGCUGCCGGGACCACAUAACACCGGUCCUGAGAGAUCUGCAUUGGCUCCCAGUAUGUUUCUGAACACAAUUCAAAGUGUUGGUGCUGACCUUUAAAGCCCUAAAUGGCCUCGGCCCAGUAUACCUGAAGGAGCGUCUCCACCCCCAUCGUUCAGCCCGGACACUGAGAUCCAGCUCCGAGGGCUUUCUGCCGGUUCCCUCAUUGCGAGAAGUGAGGUUACAGGGAACCAGACAGAGGGCCUUCUCAGUAGUGGCGCCCACGCUGUGGAACGCCCUCCCAUCAUAUAUCAAGGAAAUAAGCAGCUAUCCUAUUUUUAAAAGACAUCUGAAGGCAGCCCUGUUUAGGGAAGUUUUUAAUAUUUAAUGCUGUGUUGUUUUUAACAUUCGAUUGAGACCCACCCAGAGUGGCUGGGGAAACUCAGCCAGAUGCGCGGGGUAUAAAUAAUAAAUUAUUAUUAUUAUUAUUAUUAUUAUUAUUAUUAUUAUUAUUAUAACAUGUCUGUUCCUUUUCCUUUUAACCUCAGGUGGCAAAGAUGGCCAGGAACCACCAACUCCAGUUGUUGCCCCCGUGCAGGGGCACCAUCUGGAGGGAGGCAAGACCCCCCUAAAACAUUCAAGGAGAGGAUCAGGGCCCCUCAGUAUUCCACAGCCUGUCAGGCCCCGCUCGGCUUUCCCACAGCUGUGUUGGGCCCUGCCAGGCCUACCUGCAGCCAGCAGAAGGCUGCACUGGCCUGCACUGUGUCUCGAGAUGCCAAGGGGACCAGCCGGCAUGGCGCAAGGUCACACUGGCUUGCACAACAUCUCCUGACACUACGGGGACUGGCACAGUUUAGUGGAAGGUGGCACCGGUCUACCCAGCAUUUGGAGAUGCAUGGGACGUCACAGGUGACAUGUGGCAUCACAUGUGCAUGCUGGGCCCCUUAGGGGCAAUUUGGCAUUGGUGCAUUCAAGGUAAAAUGAUGCCCAGCCCUGCCACUGGAUUAUCUUGGGCAAAGGAAAGGCGACAGCAGGCUGAGAAGCAGUUGGGAUUCCCUUGGCCUUUGGUGCAAUGGGAAUUUCCUUUCCUUUCUGCUUCCAGGCUCCUGGUAAGCUUUUCUCCUUCUUUCCCCUAAAAAUAAUGAAUUGCAGGGAGUCCAUUAUGGGAUGCUGACUUUGACAUAUGAAGUCCCUGAGGGCUUGGGCCCAACUUAUGGUAAUGAGUUGCAAUAAACAGGGCUUGCUUUCUACCUUUGCGUAAGACAGGGAGGAGAAAAAUACUUAGCAUUCAUGGGGUGUGUUUCCGAAGUUCAGGGCAUUACACCUGUUUUUCAUGCCUUAAAAUACUUGUACCACACCUUUGGGGUCCAGAAUGUACUAAAUGACAGAUAAUGCUUUUUUAAAAAAAAUUACACAAAGAAAAGAAUGAACAACAGCAAGCUAAAACCACACUGCAACAAAAGGCACCCCCUCACUGUCGCCAAAACCGCUUUGGGCUUGGGGAAAAACUCAGGACAGAUUUAUGGGGUGCCUGGAGAGGAACACCGCCCCCGCCAUGCAGUAGAAUUUGUCUGCUCAUGCAAAGCGCAUCUUAGCUCUACAUUAAAUGCAGCCCUUUGUGACACCAAUCUUUUGGCAGUUAUAUAUCAGGCAAAAACUACCUCUGUGGCACCUGUUGAAGAUCAUUUCAAGCAGAGAUCUUUAUCCCUGUCUGUACCUGUGUUGGAUUUGAAAUUGUUUUCAUGCACGAAAGUGUUUUGAGUUGUUGUUUUUAUAUACACGGAACUGUUUCUCCGUUGCUUUUCGCAUGCGGGAUUAUUUUUAGCGUGCCUCUUUCCUGCUACGAAACCGCGGGAAACGAUUCCUAAACAGAAUCACAAGUCAGUAAAGAAAUAGACGACGCUGGUGACUAAAUAACAAGGGGUCUUUGUUAUUAUUGUUUAUCCUCGCAGCGGAUAUCAUGCCUUGUUGAGCGGUGGUGCUACAGAACUCGGAUGCCAUGGGGGUGCUGAGCCAAGCGGAGCUGCACCCCUUUUCAACCAAAUCGGAGAAGGAUCGCCUGGAGGAUAUGCCCAAGUGCCAGUCACCAGACAAGGAGGGGUCCCCAGCUCAGUGUAGCAUAGAAGAUGCCCUUUCUUUGGAAGGCGGCUCCAGUCCAGGUGGAAACUCCAGUGACGGUAUGGAGGAGGAUGAAGCCAGCAGCACAGAGAGUGCCGAGAAUGGGGUGAGUGGCAGCAAAUGUCUAGGGUCUCAUUUCUCAUCUGAGGCUUAAUUGGCUUUUGAGCCUUUUCCUUCAUCAAGUGGGAGAGGGGUGUUUUUAACAGAAAUGACAGGGGUAAAUAUGCAUAUGUAUUUGCUAGGGUUGCCUCCUCUGCUUUCUCUGGUCGCCAGCCCCAUAUGCUUUGCAAGCAGAAGGUCCCAGGUUCAAUCCCUGAUAUCCCCAGGCAGGGCUGGGAAUGUGCCUUGCUCAAAAACUUGGACAGCUGUUGCCAGUCAGUGUUGACAAUACUGAACUUUAGACGGACCAGUGGUCCUCCUUGGGACAAGGCAGCUCCCAAUGUUUUUCUUUUAAUCAGACAAUGGGUAGAGAAGUGCAAUCGUCUCUAAGCGGAGCACAAGAAAUGCAAUACAGAAAAGGUAGUUAAAACCACUCAAUCAGAUACUCUGGUUUCUCUUCAGAUUGUACAAAUCUUUCACCUUUUACUAAAACGACACAAUCAUACUUCAGCUAAUGGGGGGAAAGUCUUCAGUAGACGCCGGAAAAUCAACAGGGAUGAGGUCUGCUAACCCCAACUAGAAGGGAGUUACAUAAAUUUGGGCCCACAAUAUUAACCGCACGGCUCCCAAUGAAUACAAACCAUGCAUCCAAGCCAUAGGGGCCACAAACAGUGACCCAGAAGAUUCAGUGUUGGGGCAGAGAUUGGGUCUGCCACUGCAAAUUUUUGAGCAUUAGAGUUAUAUAGUUUGGGAGGAACCACAGCUCAAUGGUAGAGCAUCUGCUUUGCAUGGCUACUGUGAGGACAGGAUGCUGGACUUGGUGGGCCCUCAGCCAGAUCCAGCAGGACUCUUCUUAAGUUCUUAUGUGGCAGCUAACCGCAAGCCCUUUUGCCACUGGUGCCUAAAAACCAUUAGUCUGCGUGUUGCUAUAGAGAGGGAAGUGAGCAGGUUUUUCAUCCUCCCUCUAUGAAGCUCAUCUGUGUGGAGAAUGGUCAACACCUCCUCUUAGUUUCCUACUAUAGUCGUACCUUGGUUCUUGAAUGGAAUCCGUUCCGGAAGUCUGUUCAACUUCCAAAAACGUUCAAAAACCAAGGAACUUCCUGCACUCAAUCGGAAACCACGGAAGCCGUGUCGGAUGUUUGGCUUCCAAAAAACGUUUGCAAACUGGAACACUCAUGUCUGGGUUUGCGGCGUUCGAGAACCAAAAUGUUCAAGUUGCAAGGCGUUCAAGAACCAAGGUACGACUGUAUGUAGUCACUGGAAGGAUUCCCAAGACAGAAGUUUUGGUUUUCAGGUAUGGUUAGGUCUUCAUAGCUCCUAGUUAAGUACCAAUUGGACAAAGGGGUAAAGGAUGGGAGCAGGGCUGGGAGGAAGAGUUCGGAAAGAACAAAAUCUCUUCUCUUGCGAAGGGACUAGUGUUAAUCUCUAGCCUUCCAAGCUGACUUUUUCAGUUUCAGUUUUGCAAUCCUGGUAGGGAAACUCAGCCACACCUUUUAGCACAGUUACUGGGAUACACCUUAGCUCAGUGCUGGAGCACCUCAUUUGAACAAAGAUGCAAAGAUGGUCACUGUUUUGAUUUGCACCUGGUACCUCCAGUGAAAAGGAAGUCCAUGGUUAGAUGCAGCAGCAAUGCUUCUGAAUACCAGUUGCUGGGAAACACAGGAGGGGAAAGAUGCUCUUGUGCUCAGAUCCUGCUUGCAGGCUUCCCAACUUCUUCUUAAGUUCUUUAUUUAUUUCAUAUUCUUUAUUGAAAAAUAAAAAAGUACAAAAUUACAAGUGCUCAAAGUAAAAGAAGACACAAAAAGAAGAAACAAGAAAUAGUACCCAUGUAGGAAACAAAACAGAACAGCAACAACAAAAUAUAUUGUGUACAUUGCAAAAAAGGGGGGGGUGUUAUUGUAGUUAACCAGACCUUCAUCUAAUAUGGCAUUUAUAACAAAUAUCAUUAAAUUUGGCCAUGGCAAAUCUGUGUUUGUACACAACUUGCUCAUGUGCAGCAAGUUUGUACAUAUCUUCAAUCCAAUCAUUAAAGGGAGCUGCAUUUUUAUUUUUCCAGUUCAUCAAGACCAUUCUUUUUGCCAUAGUAAGGGCACAUAGAGUCCCUUUGUUAGAUUCCAUGUCUUGCGUAUAUAAUUCAAAAGGAUAUGUUCGUCUGCAAAUUUAAGAUUGCUCCAUACAGUCAUGUUGAUUGGCUCUAUUACCUCCUGCCAGAAUUUUUUCAAAGUAGGACACUGAAGCAUUAUUCUUGCCACAUCUCCAGCAGCUAGAUAUAGGCCCUUCUUAAGCUCUUAUGGUGCAGGGUUCAGAACCACCCACAGGGUUUCGUUUGUGCGAACGCAGCCUGCACGUGUACACGCAAACCCUGAUUUAUAUAUUGUGUUUCCCUUUCCAGUACGAGAGUCCCCAAACAGGAAGAAUCGGCUGCAGCACGAAGGAGAAGCAACUGCGGCCAACUCAUGCUGUGAGCAAGAUCUCGGCUCUUGAGAAUCGGAUCAAGGAGCUGCAUCACCUGAAGAAGGAGGUGAACAUUGAGGUACGCCUCAGUCUCCUACAAUCCCCUCCCUGUUUCGCGAGGAAAGGGGUGUCUGAUGGGUGACAAUUGGCACCUGUAAAACCGGUAUGGUGGAGGCACCACACCCAGGCAGGUGGGGAAAGGCUUGAGGCACGUCACAGAUACAUAGAGAGCAGGACCUGCUGGUUCCACAGAACGGGGCAUCCCUCGCCGCACGGUGUUUAGUUCCCAAGGUGCUCUCAGGAGCGUUCUCUAAUGGUCAGAUCAGAUCAGGGGAGCCUGGAAGUUAGAACUUCUCCUGCAUUCCUUGAUUGCUCUUAUCCCAUGAUUCUGCUUGCCCGUCUGCCCCCUGGUGGUUGUGUAGAGGUUGGCUGGCCGCCAGUCAGGAUGUUUGGGCACCUCGCCUCUGACAUGGCCCCCUUCCCCAGCAGAUGGACCUGGAAGGAGCCUUGCUGCAAGGAGAACUGAAGGAGGAGAGGCAGGAGCUGAGAAAGGAAGAGGAGAAGCUGCUUGAGCUGCAGAGGCGCCUCGUGGAGACGGAGCGCAGGUGCCACGCCGAAAGAGAGAAGGUGAGGCCUCCUCUCUUAAGUCUUUCUCUCGUCAGCCUCCAGGAGCCUCUUCAGGCUGGUGAUUUAUUGCGGGUGUGUUUUGCAACAUGUGGAUUUCUCCUGCGUUUGUUUGUUCUGAGGUGCUCCUUGGAUGCCUCUGCAUGAUUGCUGUCCAGAAGGGUGGAAGUGCAACAAAAGUGGGGCAAAAAUCAGCCGGGACAUAGGAUUGCAGAGUUGGAAGGGACCCCGAGGGUCAUCUAGCCCAACCCCUCCUGCAAUGCAGGAACAUUUGUUAUGUGAUUUCAGUAGGAAGUUGCAGGGUAUGCACUGAUUGGAAACAAAACUGCGAGUGCAAACAGUAUUGAAAGAUCAUGUGUGGUCGCCCAGAUAGCAUCAUCCUGACCUGAGGAUGAAUGGCACAGGUAGGAUGGGUAGGAUCACACCCUUUCUCUACCAGCUCUGUUUCCCUGCUGGGUAACUCUUCCAGUUGGAUGAAUCUUCCCUCCCAUGUGAUGGUAGGAAGGUCCAUCAGGACUGUGGGAAGGGGAGGGAAGUUUUGCAUUCUUCAUCUCCCUCCAAUCCCCCUUCUGCUGCUCAGUUGAUUGGUGAACAGGUGAAAAAAGGUGGUGGAGGAUGGACUGCAGAAAAAAGUUAACCUGUAUCUGGAGCUUCCUGUCCUUCUUACUGCUCUGCUGAUCAAUGGGAGGGUAUGUUGUGGGUCAUGUAAGAUCAGGCACUGGUCCGGAAGCAGCCCGGGCAGUGGACCGAUUGCACACCUCUGAUCAGAGAAUGUGCAAAAUGUAGUCGACAUAUGCACAUUCCCCAAGGGCAGUUGGCGAGUAUGUCUGUUGAUGGAAAUGUACAUUAUUCUCUCUUCCUGGAAAGAUUAUAUGCACAUUCCCCAUGAGGCCUGGUGAAUGUGCACAAUGGCCAGUUGCUAUGCACAUUAACCUCUCAGUGCACAUUCCCUUUAAAACACGCACACGCAUGUUAUGGAUAUAUAUACCUUCCACUCAAUGUAACUGUUUAUACAUCUGAUGAAGUGCACUGUCGUCCAGGAAAGCUUAUGCCAUAAUAAAUUUGUUAGCCUUUAAAGUGCCAUGAGACUCUUUGUCUGUAUUUUGAGACUGAAACUGAAAUUCAAAAGCUUUCUCAACAUCCCUAUUAUUGUUCACUACUUUGGCCCUUUAGUGUUAUAUAAUACAGUAAAGCAAAGCUUAAGUUGACAGAAAAGUGGUGUUUGGUCAAACGAAAACAAAACCCCACCACACCUACACACAGAAUGGAGGAAGGACUGUAGCCCAUUAGUAGAACAUUUGCCUUAUAGGCACAAAGUCCCGGGUUCAAUUCCUGGCAUCUCCAGGUAGGGCUGGCAAAACUCCUGCCUGAAAGCCUAGAGAGCCACUGCCAAUCAGUGAAGACAAUACUGGGCUAGAUAAACCAGUGUAAGGCAGCUGUCUAUAUUCCUCCUUGUGUUUUUUCUUGUCCUAGACUCAGAGAACUUAAAGUAGGAAAGGAACCCAGGGGUCAUCUAGCCCAAACCCCUGCAAUGCAGGCCACCCCCACUGUCUCCCUGCUUGUCUUAGGUCUCUCAGCUUUUUGUGUGUGUGGUAGGGGGAAGAAAUGGCAAAUGUUUGCGUCCUGCCCUGAUGUCAUUUAUGAUGACAGGUGCAAUAGAUAUUUUCUUCCUAUAUGAAUAAAAAUGCAAUGCUGUCAUCAAGUAGCCCACAUCACAGGACUUCUGCAUAACAACAACAAGCUGUCGCCAGGAAUGUAUAUGCGUAAAAAGCUGUCCUUCCGAAAUCUUCAUAAGUACCUGUAAUUAAAUAGUGCAAGGAACUUAACAGGUAGCUGACACACAGGAGGGUGCUAAAUCUCCACCUUGAUGUCCAAAGUCUGCUCCUAGUAGAGCACAACACCUUGGUGAUGGGCUGGGAGGUCAAAGUGCCUGAAGCAGUGAGGAAUAACAGCACAACAAGAAGGAAGAGAACACAGGGAAGGAGGAAAAUGUUGAUUACUUAGCGACUAGUUAUAUCUUUCCAUUCCGCAGUGGGAGAAGAGGAAGGGCCAUAGCUCAGUGGUAGAGCAUCUGCUUUGCAUGCAGAAGGUCUCAGGUUCGAAUCCCAGCACCUUCAGGUAGGACUGGGAGGGACACCUGGAAAACCACUGCUGGGCGGUGUCACCAAUGUGAUGGACCACUGUGUCUGACUUAGCACAAGGCAGCUUCCAAUCUUCCCAUGCUGGCAAAAGUGAUGGGUAGACUGAAUCCAGGUGACCCUACCCUGAACUGCACUCCUGCCUGCACUCUGAAGUGUUGCAGCCUGGACUUCGCCUUUAUUUCAUCAGUGAGAACUUGGCCUCCCAAGCGGCGCUUAUCGCAGCGCCGAUCACAGUUGGGAAAGGAACGCCUAAUCUGGUAACUUGCUAGGUGGAGCAAAAGCGGCUGGAUAUUUGCUGCCCAUGGAGAUGUAGUAAUGCUCUCCCUGCCCUCUUUUUCGGCAGGAGAAGGCGCGGCUGCAGAGAGAGCGUCACAAGGUAGAGGAGCUGCAGCGGCAGCACGCUGAAUCACAGAUCCACCUGGACAACCAGCCUGAAUCCAUGCGGGAACGGAUGCAGAAGCAGCUUCAGGAGGUGAGUGUGCAGCAAGGAGCUGCCAGAAACAGGUCUGGUAUGGCAGCAGGUCAGAUUGUGUGAUUUCUCUCUUUGGUUGCUACCACUUCAGAUUGCAUGUGGGGCAGAUGGUGCGAUUUGAAGGCAUGCAUCAAACUCUCUGCUUAUAGGAAGAUAGGCAUCAGGGAGAGAAGGGCUGUAGCCUAGACUUUUAGGGAAGGGCAGUGGUUCACUGGCAGAACACAUGCGUGCAAAAGAUCACAGGUUCAACCCCCAGUGUCUCCAGGUACAGUUGGGAGACACCUCCUGCCUUGGGGAGCUGCUGCCAGUCAGUGUGGGUUGUGCUGAGCUUGAUGUAUAAGGCAGCAGCUCCUUGUGUUUGCAUGUUUCUAAUAGGGUUCUCUGUGCCAUGUGCAUUUAAAAAUGUGGUUUCUCCCAACCUAUGAUCUCAAGUGGUGAAAUCUAGGACAGGCUCCCCUGAUUAGGGGGCUUUGAAUUGCUAUCAGCCCCCAAUACCACAGCUGGGUUGGGUGGGAGUUGUGGUCCAAAACAUCUGGAGGGCACCAGGAGGUUGGGGAAGGCUGGUCUCCACAAUGCAGGCCUAAAAAAAUCCAAGCCAGGAAGAAACUUCUACUGGCUUGCAAAUUGUGGGAAUCUGGCAGGUAGCAUAAGUUCCCUGACCACUGGGUCCUUCUGGCAAUAAGCGAUGGGACCCAGAAGUGUAUCUUGACUCUGGUUCUCUAUCCAGACGUCUGAGAUGCUAGAUGGAGCCCUGAGAUGCUAUGAAGAUCUGGAGUUCCAGCAAUUGGAGCGGGAAAGCCGGUUGGAAGAGGAGAAGGAGGCCAUCUGCCAGGCUCUGGCCCAAGAGAUCACUCAGCUGCAGAACAGCAUCAACCAAAGGAAGGUAAGUGGCAGUCCUGAUGACCCAUAAAUACAGUUCCAGGGUUUGUCUCACUCUAUAGUAGCCUUCUCUGACCUGGGGCCCUGACAGUGCUGUAGUGUUUUUCUUUUCAGGAUGAGGAGGGACAUUCCUAUCCUGCCAUUUUCAUGUGCGCAGCAUUUAUUUCUUACACAUUUAUUCUUUAAAAAGUAGCAUGGGUGGUUUUUCGUGUGCUCCAGGCUGCUUUGCCAAGGCAACGACAAACGGAUCUGGUACUUCUGUUUUCCUUUUGUUUUCUUUUGACGGCACACUUAAAUCUGGUCCAAUGAGUAGAUCAACCAACUGAAAUUUUAGUUGCUCAGUUGAUGCAGGAGUCACCUUUGAACUAGUGGUGCCAACUUUUAAUCAGAGGGAUCAAGACUUAGAGGCUCUUAAGUAUAUUUUUGAAGGGUGUUAUCUGUCUUUUUUUCCUGCUGUCAUAUGUAUAAAAUAAAGGAUGAAAAAGAAGAUGGCCUUUCCUUUCAAUAAAGGAGCAUUGUUAAAACUGUAGGUUAGCACACAAUUUACCUGUCCAUCUUUUGCUUUUGCUUUUUUUUAAAAAAACAAAUGUUUAGCUUGGGGUAUUCUGCACACGUGAUAGUUAAAUCUUUGAAAAGGGAGAUGAGUCAUCAGCUAAGCGUUAUUUAAUUAGUCAAUAACCUUGGGGUUGUGUUUUUGCUUCUACUGCACCUGACCACGACACAGGAGGGGCUCCCUGUGUAUAAUUAUCCUAGGUGCAAUAGAGCUCUGUGUUGCCCUGAAGACUGAGGAUUCUAACCAGGUUCUCUCCCCCGUAUCCAGAGGACGGUGCAGAGGCUGGAAGGACAGGCCCGUUUGACACAGGAGCAAAUGGUGGGCGAGAGCCAGCGAUUUGCGCAAGAGAAAGGCGAGGCCGUCAGGAAUCUCAACGUGGUAAGGAAUUCCCAGGAAUCUCGGUGCAGCAAGGAAUUUCUGGCUGAAAGCCAGGAAAACACCCAGGAUCCCAGGUUCCCUCUCUUCCCACACCAGCCCACUUGCCAUGCCCAACGCUAACAACUAAUGCAAAGUCUUGCUUUCAGUUCCCUGCCACUAAGCUUCUUUCUGGGGAUAGAAACCAGAGGUUUUGGCUCCUAGACUUCAGUGGUGGCUGGUUCCCAUUGGGACGGGUGGGGCAGAAGACAAGGAAAGCCAGCCAAUGGCAAUGGAGGAGACCAGGGGCUUUAUUGUGAGGAGGGAGGGCACUAAAGACACCGAGAUGCUAUUCUCAUACCUUCCAACACAUCAAGGUGAAAAACCAGGGUGUGUGUCCACGCCGAGUCACGUUACGUGCAUGAGAUUGGGCCCCUGAAAGACACAGUUUUUCCAGAGCUGUGCUCCUGCAUGGAAGCACAGUGCCCAAAAAUGCAUAUUUUGGGGUGCUGAGUGAGAUCAUGGCCCCCCAAAAGCAUUUUUUUUGGGGGAAGCAAGAUUAUGGCACCCAAAAUGAGCACUGUGUUCUCACACGAAAAAAAAUGGGUAUUCCAGUUUUACUGGGACAGUUGAAGAGUACCUAUUCUUUGUGGGUGAACCGACAGUCGGAAGACGUGGGGUGGUGGGAGGAGGGGAAAUGAAUGGGGCACCAGAUCCGUUUAUGUGUCAAGCUGACCUGAAGCAACAUUUGCAACUGUCUGACAACAUGACUUGUUGUCGAAACAAAAUAAAAAAAAUUCUUCCAGUAGCUCCUUAGAGACCAACUAAGUUUGUUAUAGGUAUGAGCUUUCGUGUGCAUGCACACUUCUUUAGAUACACUGAAACAGAAGUCACCAGACCCUUAUAUAUAUAACUUGUUGUCGUUCUUGGUGUAGGAGAAAAAUCGCCUAAUGGACAUGGGCCCGGAGUAUUCGGAGGAGGGUGGAGAAGACUCCUCUGAAAGUAAGCAGGGUGUCACUCAGGUAAGCCCUUUCAGGUGCUCCCUUUUGUCUCUCCAUCCACCAGUGCCCAUCUAAGACCAAAUCCUCUUCCAGAUGACCUGCUUAUUGAGUGGUCAUCCUGAUUUGUGUGCAUAAAUUUUUGUGGGGAGGUUAUAGGGUUUCUUGAGCAUUCAUUCUGAUUUAUUUUACAGGGAUGUUUUGCAACAUUACCUUGAGCAAAUGUUAUUUAUUCCCAGCCUUCUGGUGCAUUUCUUCAUCAUUUUCCUUACUGUAAAAAGUCCAGUUGUUUUUGGAAAAGGGUUUGUUUUACAAGAGCUCCAAAUCUAUUUUAAUAGUGCGACUGGUGAUGGGGUCCCACCUGCAAAUUAGUGACAGUAUGAGAGUGACCCAAGUUUCCCAUCAACCAGGAUUGUGUGGUUUUUUUGUACCCAGGUGGGUGCACAAUUCACAGGGGUGGCAGAGGGGGACCCCAGAUCUCAGCUCUAAAGUUGCUGCUGUAUAACAGGCAGAAAUUCAACAUUCCUCCAGCCUAGCAAUCCCACAUUUUAAAACAUUGCCAUUGAAGUAUUUGCGUGGCUGUUUUAAUUCCUGCUUUAAUCUGUGCAUUGUGUUAAUGUAUUUCUUUUAAUUGAUCUGAUCUUACGUUUUUAUUAUUGCUGUGUUUUAGAUUGCAUUAUAAACUACUACAGGAUGAAUAUUAUUAUUUAUUCAAAGUUACUUAUUUAUUCAUUAUCUAUCUGUGCACCCGACAUCCUCAAAGAAGCCCAGCCCUGCAAGCAACCAUGCAGUAAAACAAUGCAGCGUAAAAUAGAAUAGAAUAAAAUGGAAUAAAAUAAAAUGUAUUUAAAACAAUCUGAAAACAUUUAGAAAGGAGUGGCCUAUAAAAAACUUGGAUAAAUGAAUGGUGCAAAUCUAAGGGAGGCUGUGCCUGUUGAAUUUCUGCCUGUUGCGUACAACAGAGAAACCAGGGCAAGAGAGAAGGUGCCACUCCUAGUUAGCCCCUUUAGUGCAUGAACCAAACACAAGUGUCAUGGAGAGGGGGGCAGCCUUCUGAAAUUUAAGACCUGGUGCUCAUUUUUUUUAGUACUCCCCAAAAUGCCAUCCUUAUAUUCUUAUUCCCUGUUCAAUCUGGACUCACCAUUUCCAUGUGCUGAUCUGAUUUUCUGCAUAAAUGGUAAAUCCAUGUUAAAUGGGAAUAUACAACAGAAAGUCAUUUUGAGGAGUAUGUUGUGUGGGCACCAAGCAAACCUAUAUUCAAGGGCUAGGGGUGACCUGGAAACUACAACUAAUCUAGAAUGCGGCAGCUAGACUGGUUACUGGGAGUGGCUGCCGAGACCAUAUAACACCGGUCCAUUGGCUCCCAGUAUGUUUCUGAGCACAAUUCAAAGUGUUGGUGCUGACCUUUAAAGCCCUAAACAGCCUCAGCCCAGUAUACCCGAAGGAGCAUCUCCACCCCCAUCAAACAGCCCGGACACUGAGGUCCAGCUCCGAGGGCCUUCUGGCGGUUCCCUCCCUGUGAGAAGUGAGGUUACAGGGAACCAGGCAGAGGGCCUUCUCGGUAGUGGCCCUGUGGAACGCACCUCCCAUCAGAUGUCAAAAAGAUAAACAACUACCUGACUUUUAGAAGAGAUCUGAAGGCAGCCCUGUUUAGGGAAGUUUAACCAGGUUAAAUUUGUGCGAGUCAACUCGGCCUCUCCAAUCUUGCAGGGGAGGAGGGCAGGGGAGUCAUGUAAACUACCGUGUAUGCUGCCAGACCACAUGUGAAAAGCUUGCUGGGACUGUGCUGAAAAAUCUCACACCUUUUUGAUUGGUUCUGGUAGUAAAAGCAACAGAGGAUUGAUUUAGUAUUGCAGGGUUGUUGUUUUUUUUUGGGGGGGGGGAGAGAAACACCGCUUCCAUCCUUUUAUCUGUGUCUGUCUCUCCUUGCAGCUCACUUUCACCCAAAAGACGGACCGGAAGGUCAUUGUGUUGGGUUCCGACCAAUCAGACUCCUCCUCCUGUGUCUUCUCCGUCCGCAGUUCUGUCAAGGUCUGUCUUGUCCUGUUGGUCUGUGUUGAUUUUCAGUGUCUUCCUUUUAUGUGUACAGACGUGAUUCUGCAGCUGCGCUUCCCCCACCCACCCAACCUAGUGCCCUCUGGGUGUUAGCAGACUACAACUCCCAAACAUCCAUAGGGCACCAGGUUAUGUGAGGUGUUUGCUAUAGCUCCUUUGGAUCUGCAUUGUCCUUGAUGGGAGAGGAUGGGGCAUCUGCAUCUUUUCCGGGUGCUUUGGAUCAUGGACCAGCAGUAGAGGCAGCAGAUAUCCAAUGGCUUUACUGCUGCAGUGGAGGUCUGUUAGGGCAAAUGGGACACAUUCAGCAAUCUCAGCCUGCCCUCAUCCAAUCCUCACAUACCUGCCUUCUGACCCUGGCUGUGGUUCCACUUCCUGUUGCCCUCCUGCCCUACCAGUUCCAAUGGGCACCAGCCACCACUGCAAGGUAGAUUCUGGAACAAAGAUGGCGUGUUGGCAUAAGAACACAAGUAGAACCGGCUGGAUCCAGCCCACCUUCCUGUUCUUGCAAUGGAACAAAACCUGCAAACAGGAACCGAGCGCAAGAGCACUCUCCCCUCCUGUGGUUUCCAGCUGCUGAUGUUCAGAAACAUUACUGUCUCCGACUGUGGGGGUAGUGCAUAGUCAUAGUGGCUAGUAGACAUGGCAGUGACUCAUGGGGCAAAAGGACAGAGACUUGUGAAUAUGAGAUUGCCCUUUGCUAGGGGAAUAAAGAAGGCUGAUCGCCGAAGAAUUGAUGCUUUUGAAUUAUGCUGCUGGAGGAGAUUCUUGAGAGUCCCAUGGACUGCAAGAAGAUCAAACCUCUCCAUUCUGAAGGAAAUCAGCCCUGAGUGCUCACUGGAAGGACAGAUUGUGAAGCUGAGGCUCCAAUACUUUGGCCACCUCAUGAGAAGAGAAGACUCCCUGGAAAAGACCCUGAUGUUGGGAAAGAUGGAGGGCACAAGGAGAAGGGGACGACAGAGGACGAGAUGGUUGGAUAGUGUUCGCGAAGCUACCAUCAUGAGUUUGACCAAACUGCGGGAGGCAGUGGAAGACAGAAGUGCUUGGCGUGCUCUGGUCCAUGGGGUCACGAAGAGGCGGAAACGACUAAACGACUAAAUAACAACAAGGGGAAUAUUUGGGCUGAGCCUUGCAAGGUAGUAGCAGGUGAACCAGGAGCCAUGAGAUCAGUCAGUCAGUCACGACUAAAGAGCAAAUCGCAGCCAGAGGGCGAACCAGAGUCAGGUGUGAGGAGCAAGCUAGGAUCAACAAAUAACCCAUAAUUCAGGAAUAUGCUAUUGCUCGGGCCCUGAGGAACUCUUGUUGCGAGUCUCAGCUGGCAAAGGAAACUCUCUCCCUGGCCAGAGGAAUUCAGUGGUCAACCAGGGUAGGUGGAGUCAAAACUUGAAGGCAUCUUCACCGCAAAGCUGUUCCCUGGGGUUUUAAUGGAUCAUUCUAUGGGGGAACUUCACACACAAAGCUGCAGCACCUCCCUCUGGCAAGGAAUCGUUAACCAAACAACGAGAAAAAUAGAAACAAGGGGUUCUUUUCAAAGCAGUGAUUUUUGAAGGCCCUGCCUUGGGGAAACAAUUUGUAAACAUUGGUUUAUCUGCUGUGGAAGCCCCUGCACACUGUAAAGGAUUUGGAGCAAGGGCACCCAGUGGGGUAGGAGAGCUGAAAAUAAUGCCAAUAUAUUUCACAUCUGGCAUCCAAUGUGCCCCCUUAGUUUCAAGUAGUAUGUGGGCAGACAAAUUUUAAAAGCCCAGGGCACAAAUUUUCUUGGCCUUCUAGCAGCUGUUGUGCCUCAUUUAGCAGAAGUGAUUACUUGAUUCUGACCAAACCAAGCCUCCUGAUGCACAGUAUAUUUUGCUCUAAAUCCUUCCAUUGAAGGAACAAGUUAAGUUAGUUGUCGCUUGUGAGGUUCUAGAUGGCUAGUGUGGCUAAUAGACCCUUCUUCCAUGUUGUUGAAUCAUUCCCUCUAUUUCUGGCACUCAAGAGGUAAGUUCUGUUGCUUAUGUGUGAUGGAUUUUACUGGAUGUAAUUCUCAUAAAGCUGCCUAAGAAAUGACCAGACAAACAGACAAAAACCUGGCUCUUUUCAAAGCAUGAGGGGAGAAGUGGAGUGGGAGCUCCGACCCUAAUUCUUACCUUCCUGUUUUCUCUGCCCAGGGAUCAAUUGGAUUGCAGAGGACCGCAAGUCUCCCCCGUAGGAGAGGAGAACGCCUCACGGCCAGGACUGCACAGCGCCCCCUCUCUAUGCAUGGUAUGGAUUAUUAUUAUUAAUUACCUACCCUUCACCCUAAGGUUCUAGGGUGGGUUACAACAAUCAAAGAAGGAGGUGGUCUUUCAGGUAUUUGGGGCCUAAGUCAAUUACAGCUUUAAACAUGAAUGUGAGCAUCUUGGAUUGGGCCCAGAAAUGAGCUAGCAACCAGUUAUUUGGAGUGGGCAGAAAGCAUGAGACAAGGAAAAGGGGAAAAUUCAAGGAAUACUAUUUUUGGAGGUGGGUGGGUAAGGUUCAUAUACAUGACAUUUUGGUUGCAGAGGUUGUUGUUAUCACGUUAGCACAAAACUGACUUCUAUCCAAUGAAACGAAAAGUACAACACCAAUUCCAGUAAACAGUGAAUGUUAUCCACCUUACCCAUUGAUGUGAAAAGCCACUUUCUCCUCCAAAAAGUAUGGGCCAGCGGUAAACUCACCUUUGCAAUCUCUUAAGACAGCUUUCCCCAACCUGGUGCCCGCCAGGCAUUUUAGAAUACAACUCCCAUUAGCCACAGCCAUCAUGACCCUUGGUAGGGAUGAUGGGAAUUGUAGUCCAAAACAACCUGAAGCCAUGAUUUUUCCAGGGGGAGUCAACUCUUAGCCUUUAGUCAGCCAUUCUUUCACUGAUGGCAUGGUUUGAACUUCAUGGUGGCUGGCAAACAAACAAACAAACCACACCUAAGCAGCGAACCAAGAGGUUUGAAAUAAGAUGUUUUACAGGAACUCGGUCUCUUUUAUCUAAAUGGUGCGGCAGGGAAACAAAUGGACCUGUUAUUUGUUUAGUACAUUUAUACUCCACUGUUCCUCCAAGCAGCUCAAUGUGGUGUGCGCAUGGUUCUCCCCUGUGAGGUAGGUCAGGUUGAGAGAUAGUGACUGGUCCAAGGCUCUCCAGGGAGCAUCCUGGCUGGGUGGGGAUUUGAACCCUAUGUUGUGGCCAAUUAUAUCCAAAAUUAGGAUUUCCAGAGGGGGAGGGGUUGGGGAGUUAUUGGGCCAUAGCUCAGAGAGAGAGAGAGCAUCCACCCUGCAUGCAGAAUUUCCCAGGUUCAAGUCGUUGCCAAUCAGUGUGCUGAGCUAGAGGACCAACGGUCCGUUUCACUGUCUUCUGAUGAGGACCAUGUGCCCUGUGUCUUUUGGGAGAUGCUGAACCAAUCACUUUCCUUGGAUUUCCUCCUCUCUCCCUCCAGGUGCUCUGGAUCCCAGCAUGCUGGCAGCACAGCUCUCAGGUGGGGGCAACAGGCCCUACCUAGGCAGCCCAAACCUGCAAUAUUCACGACUCAACAACCCCCUCUACCAGCUGCUGGCCGGCCAAGGAGCUGUGGGGCAGCUAGGAGGGUCCAGCCAAGGAGCCUAUAGGUGAGCACAUCCAUUUUUUCUUAAUCUCAGCCUGUCCCAACAAACACCUCCCCAGUUGACAGCUGCAGUUUCCUUGGCAUGCAGGCCUUCUCCACUCGGCAGGCGCCAUUCCAUUAGUACAUUAAACCAUGGGAGUCCACAUGAGGCAGUGAUGGCCCCAGACUUAGAUGGCUUUAAAAGAGGAUUGAAUAAAUUUGUGGAGAAUGUCAGUGGCUAUGUUCUUUUUAAAAAAUAUUUUUUAUUAAAUUUUCUGUUUUACAAUUUAGAAUAUUCAUUUAAACAACCUUAAAAUAUCAAUGACUUCCUUUCUUCUUUUUCUAUGGUUCAUUUUGCAUAACAUAAAUCCCUGCAUAUUUUACAUAAACCUAACCUUUCAGUAUUCCAUUAUUACAUCCAUAUUUAAACUGUAGAAUUUAUCUUAAUGCUGCCAACAUUUUCAAGUGUAUACAAUUCCCCCCCAAUAUAUUCAAUAAGCAUUUUCCAAUCUUCUUUAAACGUAUGUUCUUUUUGUUCUCUUAUUCUAUUUGUUAGGUCUGCAAGCUGUGCAUAUUCCAUCAGUUUAAGUUGCCAUUCUUCUUUAGUUGGGACCUCGCUCGUUUUCCACUUGGGGGCUGACAAAAUAUGGGCUGCAGUGGUGGCAUACAUAAAUAACUUUUUUGGACACCUGGGAAAUUCCGUCUGAAUUAUCCCCAAUGAAAAGGACACUGGGGUUGUUGUUGUUUUUUUUGGAAAAGUGCUUUUCAACAUUUUUUUUCAAUUAAUUAUGAAUUAUUUCCCAAUCCUCUUUUACCCUUUUACAGGUCCAACACAUAUGAAAGAACGUACCCUUAACCUCAUUGCAUCUCCAACACUUAAUCUGAUUCAGUCUUACACAUCUUAGCAAGUCUACUUGGCUUGAUCAGUGAAUAUGUUCUUCCCUCCAUCCUUUGAGGCAGUAUGCCUCUAAUACCAAUUGUUGAGAAUCGCAGGAGGGGAAAGAGCUGUCACACUCAUGUCCUGCUUGUGGGUUUCUCCUUUGGUUGGUCACUGUGAGGACAGGAUGCUGGACUAGACGGUCCUUUGACCAGAUCCAGCAGGAGUCAUGAGAUCUCCCACUUUCCCUCCUGCGGAAGAGAGAGAGAGGUGGAGAGAGGCACUGUGUCUCUUGAAAUACUUAGAACUGUGUGUGGCCCUCCAGAUGUUGAUGCACCACCGCAGGGCAGCCAAUGUGGUCCCCUCCAGAUGUUUCUGACUACAGCUACAACAUUGGCCGUGCUCUCUAGGGCUCAUGGGAAUUGUAGUCUAGCGACAUCUGGAGGGACUAAGCAUGUCAGCCAGUCCUGAACUACAGGCUCAGGCCAACACCCUUAUAACUGCUUGUCCACUUUCCCUAUCACUAACCAGAAAUGUCUCCCGACAGCCUUGGGAACUGUGUCACCCAGUUGGCCGAGAUGGAACGGAGGGUGCGGGAGGCCAUGGCCGAGAGAGAGCGGCUGCUGCAGGAAAGGGUGAGAAGUCAGAUCAACGAAUUCCAGGCCAAGAUUGUUGGCCUUCCUCUGGUUUCAGAAUAAUCCCUGAUAUUUGGGGUGGGUGGGAAGAUGUCAUCCAUGUAUACAUACCACAAGUCUCUCCAGCUAUCCAAACACAAACACAAACAUAAACACACACACACACAUUCCCCAAUGUGUAAGAGCAUGAGGACCAAGCUAAACAUUAUGUGCUUUGCCUGCAUUUUUCUCUAAUGUAAAAAGAGCUUGGGGGUGAGACAGAAUUUGGUAGGGGCCAAGGCCCAAUUUGGUGGGGUGGGUGGGUUAAUAAACUGACAUGCAUACUCAGGUCCAGGAAAUCUACUGGACCUGAUUCCCCUAUUAGCAGCAUUAUGGGGUUCCGUCGCACAAUAUCACCCAUAUACUCUUUGCAUAUGAGGCCAUAAAUGCUAAAGCACCUAAAUGCAAUUCAGAGUUGUACAGUGGCAGAGCAUCAGGCCAGGGUUGGGGAGAUCAGGGUUCAAAUCCUCACAUAGCCAUGAAGCUCAGGGGGAAUCAGACUGCUCAACUACCACUAGAUCUGGGUAUGCUAAUGGGUGUUGAAGUUGGGAACAGUAGAAGGUAGCAGUUUUCCUUCCGACCUGUCUCUGUCGCAAGGGACGGCCUUUCUGUUCUGCUGCAGUUCGGUUUCCGCCAGAUGUGGCUCUCAUAGCCUGCUGUUUCAUGUAAUCUGGGGAAUUAUUUAUGCUACGCUACGCAACUUUACAAAUUUAAAAUAAUUAAUGAUGUAAUGCUUUCUCUGCUAUUCGUUUCAAUGUAGAGGAAAUCAUAGAAUUGCAGAGUUGCGGAAGGGACUGCCAAGGGACAUCUAGCCCAACCCCCUGGAACGCAGGAAUGUCAAAACAUUGUUUAAAAAAUGACCAGGAGUUGCAUAUUGGUUGCUAUUCAUUAGAUAAUUAAUGAAUGAAUAGGCCUGUUAGCCACUUGUUACCGGAAGGGCUCCAAGCAACUUGCGGCACAUUAAAAAAGAAGAAGAAUAGGACUAUAAAUAUAUUGUGCCAUGAAAACAAAACAAACAUAACACAAAACUCCCCAGUAACAGCUGCAGGAAGCCUUGGCGAUAGACCGUCAAGUCCAGAAUCUAACAUUAAAUAACAACAUCAUUGCUCUGCUCAACUCCCUUUUCUUUGCUUGAGACGGAACACCGCAACAUCUUGUUAGUAGCGAGGUCUAGCCGGUGGGCAGGCGGUCGGGGAAAGCGAACAUAAAUCAGAGUAACCUCAGUUGCCUGCCAUGUGCCUCCGAGGACAAGGAAGUUGCAGGUUUCACUAUGUCAGCUCUCUGCUCACGGAGAGAGAGCGUGAGGGGAGGAGUCUGGGAAUCCGUUUGGUUUUUAUCUUUUGCGGUUUGGGGUUGUGUGCAUGUGCCCGUGUGAUGUUUGUCUUUUUUGGGGUAUGCCUGUGGCUGCUGGCGCUUCGCUGCCUAUCACCCGCUCAACACUCUUUCCUUGCAGGAGGCCAAGAAAGCAGCCGAGGAGGCAAAACGCAUGGAGGUGCCCCCGUCCACCAAGGUAGGAGAACUUAUGCAAAAUCAAAAACGAGCUUUUAUGAUCCCUUUCGUCUUUGGAUCCCCACGGGAAAGUGGCUUGAGCUCAAACGGGCUUUGCCAGGACUAAGCCUGGAGCCUGUUGCAAAUUUGCUUCUGGUAUGCAUCUUGUAAACUGGGAAGGACUUUGAGCAUGCACAGAGCGCAUUCCGGACAGCCACUGUACACAUCAAGGGGAUGGGGAAAUGAUUCAAGAAUAAUAAUACCUUUAUUGUCAAUGUAGGACCUGUGUACAAUGAAAUUAAUCAAGCCUUCCCCUCCCCGCCAAACACUCAAUCUCAUUUCACUCUGUGUGCUUGUCGCACAACAAUUCAGCUUUUUGAUCAGAGGAGGUAGCUUCUGUGAACAUGUGAGCAAGCCCGUGCUUCUUCCUAAGAGCUGAGUCAAACCAAAGGCUGAUCUGCUCUUUGGCAUUCUGUUUCCUUCAGUGCCCAAGCAGGCGCUUACGGGAAACUCACAAGGAGGACAGGAGUGUAAAUAACACACUUUCAUUCUUGCUGCCUUGCAGCUGGUCUUCAGAGCCAAGCUGGAGUUAGCAAAUAGAGAUCAUGGGAUCGUAGCCAUUGAUAGCCUUAGCUUACGUCAGGAGUUCCCAAACUGUGGUCCGUGGACCGUGAGUGGCCCACAAGCAUCCUUCAAGUGGUCCGUGGCAUGCCCUCAUUAAAUGCUCACGUUGAUUUUUCAUUUCUUACAUUGUAUUUCAUGGCACUGCAAUUUGAAUUCUGUAGCAGACACUUUAUUUUAUUUUUAAAAAAUCUCUUAAUUGGCUUUUUAUUUAAGUAGCUCCUGUCCAGAGGUUUAGAUAAGAGUCUGUUUCCCAGUCCUGCUUGAAGAUGCCAGAAGCGGAGAUAUUUUAAUUAAGGAUGUUUUAAUGCCCCAAUAGAACUAUGACUAUGUAUUUUAAUUAUUUAUUGAUUUUAUAGAAUAAUAAUAAUAAUAAUAAUAAUAAUAAUAGUUGCCCCAGCCAUUCUGGGUGGCUUCCAACAUAUAUAAAAACAUAAUAAAACUAUAAAAUGCUUCCCUAAACCAGGUUGUCUCCAGAUGUCUUCUAAUGUUUAUGGAGUUAAAUAUGACUUCGAAGCCAUUUGGCAUGUAAGCAGUAUGUAAAUCAAUAAAUAAUAAUAAUAACAAUAGUAAUUAUAUUGCUCCCUUUGUUUAUUUUAUUGUAUUACAAUUUGAAUUCUGUUAUGCAGCACAUAGUUAACCUGGGGAACUCUCUUCCACAGGAGGCAGUGAUGACCACCAACUUGGAUGGCUUUAAAAGAGAAUUAUACAAAUUCUUGAAAGAGAAGGCUAUCAAUGGCUGCUAGCCAUGAUGGCUGUGCUCUGCCUCCCUAGUUGGAGACAGUAAUGCUUCUGAAAAUAAUAACAAUAACAAUAAUAGUAAUAAUAAUAAUAAUAAUUUAUUAUUUAUACCCCACCCAUCUGUCUGGGUUUCCCCAGUCACUCUGGGCGGCUUCCAACAAAAUAUUGAAAUACAGUGGUCUGUUAAACAUUAAAAGCUUCCCUAAACAGGGCUGCCUUCAGAUGUCUUCUCAAAGUCUGGUAGUUGUUUCUCUCUUUGACAUCUGGUGGGAGGGCGUUCCGCAGGGCGGGUGCCACUAUCGAGAAGGCCCUCUGCCUGGUUCCCUGUAACUUGGCUUCUCGCAGCAAGGGAACCACCAGAUGCUAGAAGGGAGAGUGCUCUUUUCCUUUGGUCCAGUUUCCAGGUCUGUCACAGGCAUCUGGUUGGCUGCUGUGAGAACAGGAUGCUGGACUAGAUGGGCCUGAUCCAGCAGCCAAGCUCUUCUUAUGCUCGUUCAUUGUUAAGUACGUAUCUCUGAUUUGAAAGGUACUAUCAAUCAAGGUAGGCGAUGCUAGGUCAGGUGGGCUAACUCCAAAAGAAAGCUGGUGAUUAUAUCUGUAAUGUUUCACUUAACGCCAGAAUUUCAUACCCAAAGUAACAUCCCCAUUCCGCACCAGAAAUGCCAUUUGCAUAUAGGAAGUGGGGAGAGAUGUGUUGUACAAGGCAGUCAAGCUUCAAAUGCAAAUUCUGCUCAGCUCCCACCCACUAGCCUGAGAACAUGAGGCUUCAUUAUAAGAUUGCAAGAACAGCUCUGCCAAAAGUCCAUCUAGCCGUUUUCCCACAGUGACCAGAUCUGAUACUUACAGUAAGGUGGUGUGCUAGAUUUGAAGACAACAGUCCUCUCCUGUUCUUUUUGUCCCAGUGUCGCUGGUAUAACUCCCUGCUGGUCUGCCGGGUAACUGUUGGCUUUCAUGUAGUAUACAAAGCAGCUCUAGACAUUCAACCUUCGCUCACAUGCAUUUCAAGUUUCCCUUUGCCUCCAUAAGGACUAGAAACUUGCUUUGGCAAAAGCAUAAAGCCAAGAACCUUAGGAAACUGAAUUCUGUGUCCAGUUUGGCUUCUUGUUCUUACAUGGUGCAGUCGCAGAGUACAGGCUGCUCUGAACGUGCCCCUUUCCCCCAAAAACCCACUUCCAAAUUUAACCCUUGCCGUGCUUGCUGUCCUGCAGGAUCCUAACCCAGCCGAGAUCCAGGAGCAAAAACCAGCCACAUUUGACCUGCGCAAACACCUGGAGGCAUCGGGGCACAGCGUAGACACCUGCUCCCAGGUGCGGGUGACUAACAAGUCUUGCAAAGGCUACCUGGUCAAGAUGGGUGGCAGGAUCAAGACCUGGAAGAAGCGGUGGUUCACCUUUGACCGUCAGAAACGUGUCCUGGCUUACUAUGCAGGUGAGAAGGAGAGUCCACAACCGACCGCCAUGUAAAAAAUGCAAGGGAAGCAUUGCUGGAUCAUGCCAGAAGCCCACCUAGAUCAGCAUCCUGUUCUCACAGUGGCCUGAUCCAACAGGCUGGUCCUGUGAGGUUGCUCCCACUUUUUAUGGCUUUGGUGGGGUGGGGUAGAAGAAAGGCUUUCUCACCUGGGAGCAAAACUCCCAAACAUGCAUGCUGUUGCGAAUCUAGCAGUUCGAAAGCAUGUCAAAGUGCAAGUAGAUAAAUAGGUACCACCCCGGCGGGAAGGUAAACGGCGUUUCCGUGCGCUGCUCUGGUUUGCCAGAAGCGGCUUAGUCAUGCUGGCCACAUGACCCAGACAAACGCCGGCUCCCUUGGCCUAUAGAGCGAGAUGAGCGUGCAACCCCAGAGUCGUCCGUGACUGGACCUAACGAUCGGGGGUCCCUUUACCUUUAUUUCAUUUGCAUGCAGAGGUUUAAAAGACUCAAUAAACACACAAGACGUAACCGGCUGUACUUUUGAAUGAAUAAGGUAUACUAUUCAUUGCAUCAAAUUGUAGAUUUCAACGGAAGUCUCAUAAAGUUCAACGAAAAAAGCAGAAGAGCUUUUGUUACAGUUCCACAGAAUCCUUUCACAGAGUCUAAGGCAAGGAUUUCCGGAAUAUUAGCGUUGUUUCACCAUCCAUCAGUAGAACAGAGCCAGUGUGGUGUAGUGGUUAAGAGCGGUAGUCUCGUAAUCUGGGGAACCGGGUUCGCGUCUCCGCUCCUCCACAUGCAGCUGCGGGGUGACCUUGGGCUAGUCACACUUCUUUGAAGUCUCUCAGCCCCACUCACCUCACAGAGUGUUUGUUGUGGGGGAGGAAGGGAAAGGAGAAUGUUAGCCGCUUUGAGACUCCUUAAAGGGAGUGAAAGGCGGGAUAUCAAAUCCAAACUCUUCUUCUUCUUCUUCAUAUGUAACCACUACUAUACUAUAAGAUCCACUAUCCUGUAAUAUUGCCCUUCAUGUGGAUUAUUGGACUCUAUGAACUGGGGACGCGGGUGGCGCUGUGGGUAAAACCUCAGCCCCUAGGACUUGCCGAUCGUAUGGUCGGCAGUUCGAAUCCCCACGGCGGAGUGAGCAGCUGUUGUUCGGUCCCAGCUCCUGCCCACCUAGCAGUUCGAAAGCACUCUUAAGUGCAAGUAGAUAAAUAGGUACCACUUUCUAGCGGGAAGGUAAACGGCUUUUCCGUGUGCUGCGCUGGUGCUGGCUCACCAGCUGCAGAUUCGUCACGCUGGCCACCUGACCCGGAAGUGUCUUCGGACGGCGCCGGCUCACGGCCUCUAGAGCGAGAUGAGCACGCAACCCUAGAGUCGGACACGACUGGCCCGUAUGGGCAGGGGUACCUUUACCUUUACCUUAUGAACAGACAGGUGGAAUAGACACUUAUACCUGUAUGGACCUUAUGCAUGAACUGACUAGAGAAUGAACUGAUCCACUGGGUCUUCUGCUUUUUUUUUGUUGAACUUUAUGAGACUUCCGUUGAAAUGAAUAGUUUACCUUAUUUAUUCCAAAGUACAGCCGGUUACAUCUUGUGUGUUUACUAAGUAUGUUUCAUGUAAUCAUAGGUUUGUUGUUGAGAUUUAAAAGACUGGCACCUUUAGAGGAUGGGGUAAUUUGGGGUUUUGAUUACAGUAGGGUGAGCCUGCUUAUCCCCCAAUUAGCUACUUGGGGGGGGGUGCUCAUCUGUUAUCGGAACCUGCUGCUCGUGAUGGCUCUUGGCUCCCCCAGUUCUGAAAGCUAUGUACUGUUGGAGUACAGUUGCUCUGCCUGCAGAAGGUCCUUGGUUGAACUCCUCCCUGGCUUCUCCAGUCAAAGGGGUCUCAGGCAGCAGAAAUAGGAAAGAGAGCUGUUGCCAGCCAGUGCAGCAAGUUUAAGACUCAAUGGGCAGACUUAGAGCCAAACUGCAUGUGGCGUUAAUCAUACGAGCAGCCUUUUCUUCUUUCAGAAAUUGACAGUGCAUGGCUCCAAUCUGGAUCAGGACCUUGGGGUGGGCUUUACCCCUUUGACUCUGCCACAGCACUGAUCCAGAUCCUGCGCAAUUUGUGUUGCAGGGUGGGGUGGGGUGGCAGAAGCAUCCAUUUAUUGCAACAAAGCACCUUCCUUUGAUCUCGAAAGUCUGUCCACAGCAUUAAUCUCCCCAUGCCUAUUGAAGCUCAAACCGCUGGUAUGUGUAGAACAUACAAAUCAAGUCUGUUUGCAUAUUUCUUAUUUGGAUGUGAGAAUUUGCAUAUAAGUAUAAAAAAUGAAAAUCAUCAUCAUCCAUGGGGAAAGCAAGUUGCUAACAAAAAUGAAAUCUACUGGAAAGCAUAUUCAUCUCCCUCUCAGGCUCUUAAAUUUCACCAGGCUUCCUCUCUUAAGCCAUAGCCAUUCACUUGUUUCACAUCCAUAAGGACUAGAAACUCUCUUUAAAAUAAAAAAAUAAAAAUGAAGACAUUAAAGUUUUGCAGUCUGCAACCCAGUACUAUUUUCCCUAAGGAAUUGCAGCUGGCACCCAAUCCUGGAAUGUCUGAUAUUCCCUUAGAGAAUGCCUCUAUGCUUGUGUUGUGGAGGGGUCAAUGUGAUACGCCUGAGAAAUUCAUGCCUAUCCUCUGUUUGGUAUUUCCCCUGCCGCUCUCAGCUUCCUAAUGUGCCCCUCUGCUUCUUUCUCAUUGCAGACAAAGAGGAGACCAAGCUUAAAGGCGUCAUUUACUUCCAGGCCAUCGAAGAGGUGUACUACGACCACCUCCGCAGUGCUUUCAAGGUACCCCAAAGCACAGACCCCCCCCUUAAAACUCUCUUUGCCGUGAAAUCCCCUGAUGCAGAGCAUAGUUGGAACUAGUUGCCACAGGAAGCAGCAAUAGCCACCAGCUCCGAUGGCUUUAAAAGGGGAUUAGACAAAUUCGUGGAAGAGAGGGCUAUCGAUGGCUUUACUAGCCAUUUGGAGGCAGUAACACUUCUGGAAACAGCAGGAGGGGAGAGUGUUUUUGUGCUUUGGGGAAUCUGGCUGGCCCCUGUGAGAACAGGAUGCCAGACCACAUGGGCUAAUGGUUCUUAUGUUACUAAGUUCCAUCACAGGCAAAAUUCUGUGGCCCAUAUGCCAGUGUUGGGCAGGACCAGGGGGGCAAAAGUGUGUGGAGCCGCAGGUGUGACCCUUAACCUUUGCAUACAGUAGCCGGUGGCCUCUCUCCAUUCAAGCAAAUGGCCGGUGGCCUCUCUCUAUUCAGGCAAAUGACGGCCAAAAGCAUGUCAGGAAGUUUCGGAGCAUUGAGGAGUGUAGAUCUGGGGGUGAAGGUUUGUAAACUGGGAAGAGUUGUCCUUUGCCACCCUAGGUUCCUUUGGGCAGGAUAAUAAACAAAUAACCAAACAAAUGGACACAUUCCAGCUAAGCAAAAACCACCCGAGGACAGUGUGAAGCAGGGCAAAUGGGGGUGAGGGUGACCUAGGGAGAAUCCCGGGGUGAAAUAAGAGAGGCUAGGUGAGCCACCUUCAGUUCUCUGCCCCUUAUCUACCCCAGUGUAAUCUGGAGUAGGCUAAAUUUAUCAUUAUGGGGAAGGAUAGCUACAGUAAAGAUGACUGUGCUACCGAAAAUGUUGUUUCUUUUUCAAACAAUCCCAGUAAUAAGUGGACUAAAUUGCUUUAAAGAAUGGCAGAGAGAUUUGGCAAGAUUUAUAUGGCAGGGCCAAAAACCAAGGAUAAUAACGGAUAACGGAAAUAAAAGAAAGAGGAGGGUUUGCACUACCAGACCUCAAAUUGUAUUAUGAGGCAACAUGCCUAGUAUGGUUUAAAGAGUGGAUGAUAUUAACAAAUUCAAAUAUAUUAGAUCCAUUUUUUUUAUGGAGUCUACAGAAAUUGGGUUUGUGCAAUGCAUCUGCUCUAACCACUGAGAUGUGGUUGCUUUGCAAAGCUGCUCUGCUGUAAUUGAGCCUAGCGCUACCCCACAAAAUGGCAAUGAGGAUAAAAUGAAAGUGGGGGUAGGGAGGUGUUGAAAGAGACCACAUGCCCUGCCUUGAGGUCCUUGGAGGAGGAAGGGUUGGAUUUCGAAAAAGCGCAUCAUGAGAAAGUUUUGUGUUUCCAUUGUUCUUUCGACUCUCCUCUCUGCCAGAGCCCCAGCCCCAAGAUGACCUUCUGCGUCAAGACUUACGACCGCCUUUUCUGCAUGGUGGCACCCAGCCCGGAGGCGAUGCGUAUCUGGAUGGAUGCGAUUGUCACAGCGGCAGAGGAGAACGUUCGCUACUGAUGGGCUGCGAUUGCUGUGGACACGUGGCUCCCCAUGCUUGACUAUGGGGCCUGACACUUCUUUCCAAGGAGGACUCCUCUGCUGUAAAAUAUGGCUCCUCCCCAAUACAGAGACUGAUAGCAAGACAGGAGAGGCCAAGUGUUUUCAUGUUCGGUCAGAAGGCUGUGUGGCCUAUCUGAUCUUUGGAACAACAGGGUGGAAUCCAAGUACCUUAUAACAGGGUAAUCAGUCAAUAAGAAUGGUUGGCUGUGCCUGUUUUGUUCAUACAAAUUGCCUGAAUACUGUUGUUUGUUUUUUAAUGGACCAGCUCAAAAGAGAGUUCUGAGUAUCCCCUCUAUCAGAAAAGACUUAGGACAAUGUCUUGGCAGAUGGAAACUCUUCUAUAAAUAAAAGUGACUUCCAUUCCGAAGGAUAAAAACCAACUUCUCUGGAACUUGUAGCUCCUGCCGAACAAAGCGAAUCAUCUGGACUUCAUGUGGAUUUUAUGAGUUGGCUGGACGUUCCAUGAGUCACAAGUAGACUCCUGCUGGUUUUGUAGAAGUCAUGGCUUGCACUAGCCCCAACCAGCUGAGAUUUGGUUCUGGUUGUAACCCUUAGGAGUACAUCUUAUUUCCAUCAUUGCUACUUGUUUAGACUCGCUCAACCAUGUGGCUUUUCCACCCCUCCCCAGUAGUGUUUUUGUCACACUACGUUCACGUGGGUUUGACUGGAUUGUGGAAGAGGUUCUUAAUAUGUGUGUUUGGGGGUUAAAACUCUGCUGCACCCCCUAUGCGGAAAAGCAAGGCAUCGUGCCCACGCUGUAUAGACCUCCUAGUAUUUAUUGUGUGCUUCGGUCUUUCUUUCUUUUGUUGGAAUACCUGGGACACUGCUUAAAGGGGCAACCAUGUAUAAAACUCUGGGCUAUUUAUUAUGUCAACCUUUAAAGUGGAAACAGAUCUGAA